This is a messenger RNA of Symbiodinium sp. CCMP2456, 1104 nucleotides long. The record is from the annotation of a GenBank genome assembly. Lineage: Eukaryota; Dinophyceae; Suessiales; Symbiodiniaceae.
AUGACUGCACCGAACAAGCAAUGCAUCCUAUUCAACUACAAGGCGAUCAAGAGCAGAACUUUCGGGCUCUCCCUGGCGGCAGAACUCUUUUGCGUCGCUUUCUUCCAGCUCGCUACACACACAGCUCCGGAAGACUUUGCACCAGUUCUGCAAGGGCUGACGCUUGCUGCGCUCGUGUUCAUAGCUGGGCAUGCUUCAGGCGGCCACCUGAACCCGUUGAUAAGCUUGAGCACGGCAGCACUGGGAUAUCAUCCAUGGCUUCAUGCCAUGAUGUACUGCACGAUGCAAUGCUUGGGCGGAAUCCUGGGUGCUCUCUUCGCACAGGCUCUGUUCCCAAACAGCGACCGGUUUUUUCUUGCCGGUGUCACUGGCCCGGGAUGUCUGGAUCGGUCGACAGUUCCUGCAGACGUAACUAACAGCAUGAUCAUCGGGUGGGAAUGCCUGAUGACGGGUAUGCUUAUGUCCAGCUUCCUCAUGUGCGGCUUGGACACGCCCGCAGCUUGCGGAAGCUUUGCCCCGGUGGUGGCUGGCUUGGCCACGGCUGCGUGCGCGGGCUCCGGGGGUCAGUACACAGGGGCUUCAUUGAAUCCGGCUCGCAUCGUAGGGCCAAUUGUGAUCUUUGGCUGCAAGGAAGAGCUGGCACCGCAAUACCUGCUAGGGCAGCUUCUUGGGGCAAUCUUUUCCACAGGCCUCGUGGCUGCCAUCGCACGACCCGGACCCCUAAACCCUUGCGUGUCGAGGCCAGCACUGAAACUGAAAGACUGGGAAGCCUGGAGGCUGUGGCUGACCGGGUAUCCCCCAAGCCGUUUGAAGAUCACGAGCACGGAGACCGUUGAGACCAUUCAGGACUACUACCUGCAGAUCAUCUGCUAUCUCGAGGGCACACCUCUUCCAGUGGUCCGGCGCAGAACGAGCCUAGACUUGGAGAUUCUCUUCGGGGAGGGGAUCUCGACCAUGGUACGAACGACUUCACAGAAGUCGGAACCAAACAUGGUCACAGAGGCUCCAAGGGAGGUGGCACUGAUGCUGCAGCACCCCGAGAUAACUCAAAGAGAGCAUCUGAUGGAAACGUGUGCUUCCCCCAUGAAGAUCUUCAGGUCCUAG